This is a messenger RNA of Spizellomyces punctatus DAOM BR117, 882 nucleotides long. RefSeq lists its product as uncharacterized. The transcript has 3 exons. The coding region runs from base 133 to 714 and encodes 193 amino acids. The record is from RefSeq and is a predicted model, not a curated record. NCBI's taxonomy places the organism in Eukaryota, Fungi, Chytridiomycota, Chytridiomycetes, Spizellomycetales, Spizellomycetaceae.
GCAACUGCUCGCCAUCGUCCAGGCGAGGCUAACAGUCAACUGCAAGCAGGCUUGUCAUUUAUCUUUUAUUCACUUCUUCAGCCGAGUAUACUCGCGACUGAUCUCGCAUCAUCUACAGAGCUGUCAAAAUAGAUGCCCAAGAUGUCAAAACAGCGCUCUCGAAAUCUCUUUACUAAAGCUAUCGCCGCUGCGACCAGUCAAAUACCCAACGAGCAGCAACGAAAUAGUCAUAGGCACAAUAACUUUACUUUGGAAAAAAAUACAUUUCGCUAUGACUUGUCGUUGGAUCUGGACAACAAAAAUGAUGGCGCGAAGAGCAUGAGUGUAAAAAGCGAGGUGGCCCCUUCUGCAGAGGAAAGGAAUGAAGCCGAUGAGAACCCUGACAAGGGCUUCGAGGAUUCCAUCUUUCUUCCAUUCGAUUUUGACGUCAACAAAUGCUACCAUAAGUUGGUGCAGAUUGCCACUGAAGUUGGAAUUAUGGUUUCGCACGAUUUUGAUAGUAACACUUUACGACUUUGCGCAGACGACGUAGAAUCGCUCUCUCAUGGUCGCGGACUCAUCAACAGCCUUGUUUACAAUCCUGAGCGGCCGAUCAAAAGCAAAACUGUUCGCAAGUUUGCGAAGGCUGAACGUCCCGGAGAGUGGGGUGAACCAAGGGAGAAUAGUGCUCGUCCAGGUUCAUACAAAAUGCUUGGUAAAUAUGGCGAGUAUUAGACGGCGUUUACAGGGCAUCAAUUGAAAAAGAUACGCACGUAGUCGCAAGGUUUUUGGGAAGGAUAAAGGGUUUAAAAGAUGUACUGAAAGUACUGCUAGUUUUUAGUUGUUCGCAACACCCUCCAGGCUGCACUAGUACCUUUCAUCAAAGAGAGGUCUGUUUAUGUC